UCAUAAUCAUGUUCACUAUUUAGUAUUUACAAAAUUUUUAAUUCUGUAGACGUUUAAGCACACCAUAACAAAAAUUAAAUGAGCAUCUUAACUAAUGAUUACCAUCCAACUAGCGACAGUCAAUUAUUAGAAGUUGAAAUUCUAUUGUUGGAUAUUUUAAUGAAAGUGGAAGCCAGUGGGAGUCAGUGACAAAAUGGAGAUAGAGGACAUAGAUGAGAAGACGCUGACGACGACGAUAAGGCUUCCAGAAAGGAUGAGGACUAGCAUGAUAAUCCCGAUAUCAAAGAAGACCUUCUUCAACACAAAUUGGAAGCCAAAAGCAGCUCCCCUCUGCGCCUACGACAUGCUGUACCACCCACCUGACUACAAUCCUAAGUCAGCUCGCUCCGAUCGACAGGAACCUAAAAUCAUCAGAAAAAAUAUUUGGGACCAAGAACGCCACAAGCUAAUACCAUGUACUACCCACUUUGUCCAUGGAAGACCGACAUGGCCAAUCCUGGAUCGUCCCACUAAACAGUUUGUUAGGAUUGUCGUCAAAAAUCAGAAUCCUCAUAUGCGUAUCAACCAUGUACUGAAUUGGGCUGAAGUAGCCAACGAAGGAUUGAUGUCAUUCUGUAUAUAACCGACCUCCGGAUUGGACUGUACCCUUAGUAUGAGUUUGGUUUGGUUUCGACGCUCUGAUUGGCCGGCUCGAAUAAACCAACCAAUCAGAGCGGCCAACGCGCUCUCGUUUCGGUUACUUUAAACGUAAAGCAAACUCAUACUAAGGGUACUGAUGACCAUUCUUUGUUAAGAUUUGUGGAUAAACUGAAGAUAAAGUUAAAGUAAAGAAAUAAAUUAUUUCUUUUUAUUUUUGCAAUUUUAUUUAUCACUAAUCGUUUAGUCUUGUGUUGUGUUACCUUUUGACGUUCAAAAGUGCCCUGGUCUAUUUGAAAUAAACAAUUUUGACUUGA
Molecule: messenger RNA, 953 nt
Organism: Spodoptera frugiperda (fall armyworm)
Lineage: Eukaryota; Metazoa; Arthropoda; Insecta; Lepidoptera; Noctuidae
Exons: 3
Coding region: 194-622 (142 amino acids)
Source: RefSeq, a predicted model, not a curated record